AAACAUGCUUGAUGCAGUGUGACAGCCAAAGUGUUGGAUAGAGUUUCACAUUCUAUAUAUAAGCCUUGUGACUUGUGUUCCUGCUGUUCUAUUUAAACGCCAGAGUCGCACUGUCAAAACAGAGAGAGGGGCGCAAAAAAUAUGAUGGACCUUUUUGAGACCAACACUUAUCUUUUUAGUGAUUUGCAUUAUUUAGAGGAAGAAGAUCAUGGACCACUACAGCACUUGGACAUGGCGGGGGUGUCUCCUCUGUACAAUGGCAAUGACAGCCCGCUGUCCCCGGGCCAAGAUAAUAUUCCAUGCGAGACCUGGGGGGAGAGUAGCGGAGAGGAGCACGUCCUUGCACCUGUGGGUCUCCGGGCGCACUGCGAGGGCCAGUGUCUAAUGUGGGCCUGUAAGAUCUGCAAGAGAAAAUCAGCGCCGACGGACAGACGCAAGGCCGCCACUCUGAGGGAGAGGAGGAGGCUCAAGAAGAUCAAUGAGGCCUUCGAUGCGCUGAAGAGGAAGACCGUGGCCAACCCCAACCAGAGGCUACCCAAGGUGGAGAUUUUACGCAGCGCAAUCAGCUACAUUGAGAGAUUACAGGACCUGCUGCAAACGCUGGACGAACAGGAGAAAACCCAAACUGGAUCAUCUCAUUCUCAUGAUGUCAAAGAACACAGUGUGGCCAGUCAUGAGUACCACUGGAAAAAGCCCUCUGAGACCUGGCCGACCUCUGCUGACCAUUCCACUGCAGCAAUGAUAAACCAGAGAGAAGAAACCAGUGAGUCCUCUGCAUCCUCCAGCCUCUUGCGUCUGUCCUCCAUUGUGGACAGCAUCACCACCGAUGAGAAAAUCAACUUUCCCAAGGACAUCUCUGAAAACUGAAACAGCAGCAAAGACACUGACUGGGCAACAAUUUUAAAAUUUCAAAUUUCCAUUGUUUAUCUCUAAAUUAUCUCUGCUAUAUUCAGCUAUUCAAGCUUUUGUUUGUCAUGUAGUUUUCAUUUGUACUGCAGGAGCAACAAAUAUGUACAUAUUUUAUAAUAAUGUGAUGUUUAGAUUUAUUUAUUUUAUAUUUAAAAGCAUACAAACUCCUUAAACCUGAUUGUAUUUUAACAUGUUUGUACUUAACCGACCAAGAAAAUAAACAGCUCCUUUUGCAAUACA
Monopterus albus (swamp eel) is the source of this 1149-nucleotide messenger RNA. It is a transcript of the gene myf6, whose product is annotated as myogenic factor 6. The transcript has 3 exons. NCBI's taxonomy places the organism in Eukaryota, Metazoa, Chordata, Actinopteri, Synbranchiformes, Synbranchidae. Gene Ontology annotation, biological process: skeletal muscle cell differentiation; muscle organ development; positive regulation of skeletal muscle fiber development. The coding region runs from base 142 to 867 and encodes 241 amino acids. Gene Ontology annotation, molecular function: RNA polymerase II cis-regulatory region sequence-specific DNA binding; DNA-binding transcription factor activity, RNA polymerase II-specific; protein dimerization activity. The record is from RefSeq and is a predicted model, not a curated record.